Molecule: messenger RNA, 2517 nt
Organism: Oppiella nova
Lineage: Eukaryota; Metazoa; Arthropoda; Arachnida; Sarcoptiformes; Oppiidae
Source: the annotation of a GenBank genome assembly
GCACUGUUUACACACAUUCACUGCUAUACUGUAUUACAGUUACAGACUAAUUGUGAUUGUAGUGAACACUCAGUGAUUGUGAUUACAAUGCAAUCGCCACUCAUUGUAACAAUCAAUUGAUGCCAUUGUUUGUGUGAUUCAUCGCAAUAAUACUUUCCGUUUGAUUGCAUUCACUGUUUAUAUAAUUUGUACAUAUUUUGCAUUAUUAUUGCAUUUAUUGAUAUGAUUUGAUAAAUAUAAAUAUCAUUUCAUUUCAAUUAGUGUUUGUUUUGUAAAUAAUAGUCAAAUGAAUAAGAUUUACGAAAAGAGACUUUUACGGACUUUAAGUCCACUGAACCAGCAGUGCCAAGGUGACACCACUAACAUCACCAACUCAUCCACACCCACACCCUCCACACCAUUCAAUUCGCCAAUACACAGGAGUGGUAUGGAGUCAGUGGUGAACAGCACCGAGAGGUACAGCGAUCGGUACACUCCUAUCCGCGAGUCACCCAAUUGGGACAUCAGGUUCACAAUGAUCCAGGACGGCUCGAAGUCAGUGUCGGCCAAGAAGACGGCCAAAGAGUCCAUCUCUGAGAGCAAUAAAGACGGCGUCGCCUACCAGUGUCUCCUCAAGAAUGAACUCUUGGGCGCCGGUAUUGAGGACAUGAAGGAACACACAGAAGAGCGCAAAAUCUUUCUGCCCCUCGAAAGCAAAAAUCUCUUUCGAUAUCGAGUGCGCGAUAGUGACAGUCUGAAUGAGCCGACGAGUCCCUACUCCCUGUCCCCUGUGAGCAGCAAAAGCCAAAAGCUGUUGCGCUCUCCGCGAAAGACGGCCCGAAAAAUAUCGAAAAUUCCGUUCAAAGUAUUGGACGCACCGGAGCUUCAGGACGACUUCUACUUGAAUUUAGUGGACUGGUCCACAACCAACAUAUUGAGCGUGGGUUUAGGCACCUGUGUCUACCUGUGGAGCGCCUGUACUUCUCAAGUGACACGCCUUUGUGAUCUGUCUAGUGAUGGCGAUUCCGUUACAUCUGUCUCAUGGGCUGAAAGAGGACAUUUGGUUGCUGUGGGAACUCAUAGGGGUUUGGUUCAGGUAUGGGAUGUGACGGCAAACAAACGGUUGACAACACUUGAAGGACACACCGCACGUGUCGGUGCAUUGGCCUGGAAUUCAGACACACUAUCGUCAGGAAGUCGUGACCGGCAUAUCCUUCAGCGCGAUGUGAGGGGACCGCCUCAUCAGAGUGAGAGACGUCUUGUGGGCCAUCGCCAAGAGGUUUGUGGUCUGAAGUGGUCGCCGGACAACCAGCACUUGGCGUCGGGAGGGAAUGACAAUCGGCUAUUUGUGUGGAACUCGAGCAGUACGUCACCCGUACAGACCUAUACGGAGCACUUGGCGGCAGUGAAGGCGAUUGCGUGGUCGCCCCACCAUCACGGCCUACUGGCCAGUGGGGGCGGGACUGCUGACCGGUGUAUUCGUUUCUGGAAUACACUGACGGGUCAACCGAUGCAAUGCGUGGACACGGGUUCGCAGGUGUGUAACCUCUCGUGGUCUAAACACGCGUCAGAACUGGUCAGCACUCAUGGCUACUCACAAAAUCAAAUACUUGUUUGGAAGUACCCGUCGCUCGUACAGGUGGCCAAACUCACCGGUCAUUCCUAUCGAGUCUUAUAUUUGGCGAUGUCACCGGACGGGGAGUCCAUAGUGACGGGUGCGGGAGACGAGACGUUGAGGUUUUGGAAUGUCUUCAGUAAGACUCGCUCUCAAAAAGAGGCCAAAUCGGCGUUAAAUCUCUUUUCGAAUCUAAGAAGUGAUUACAACAUGAAUGCAGAAAAGCUGAACAAAUUGUCGUCUCAGGUCAGGAUUGGAGGGAAGGGAACCGCUCGGAGGAAGAAGAAGGUGGUCCACAGGACAGCCACCACUGACGACAAGAAGCUGCAGAACUCUCUGAAGAAACUAACGGUUAACCCGAUUCCCGGCAUUGAGGAAGUGAAUAUGAUCAAGGACGACGGAACAGUGAUCCACUUCAAUAACCCCAAAGUUCAGGCCUCACUGGCGGCCAACACAUUCGCCAUCACCGGUCAGGCGGAGAGCAAACGGAUCGCUGAUAUGGUUCCGGGAAUUCUGAGUCAAUUGAGAGCCGAAAACUUUUCUCAUUUGAAACAAUUAGCGAGCGUUCAGGGCGUCGGUGACGACACCUCUGUCCCCACCAUCGAGGAGGACGACGACGACGUCCCAGAACUGGUCGAGAACUUCGAUGAGGCCGCCAAACAGGACACUAAUUAAGAUUUUUGUGACACUUAUGUAAUGAUUAACUGAUUUUUAUUUAUCUUUUUAUGAUAAACUGAUAAUCGAUCGCAUCGUCUAUUCAAUAGAAAUAGUAGUAAAGAAGACAUUGUUUUUCAAAUGAAUUGAUUUUAAUAACCAUUUAAAUGCAAAUAAUUUACAAACAAAGCGUUGAUUUCUUUCAUUGUUUGUAUUGUAAACUCAAAAACAAAGUAAAAAUUAAUGCUUUUUUCAAUUGAGAAUAAACA